AUGAUUGCCGAGCUCGCUGCUGGCCCCAAGACAAGCGGCAUGCGUAAGCGUCGGUGCGGUGCUAAGCUCCUGGUCACAGGCAACGUGGUGGUGCCGAACGAGAGCGAAGAGCAAAAACUGCUGCGGGCGAAGGGAUACCCGUAUGCGCGUCCCGAAACGUCGUUCCUUUUCGUGCGUGGCGAAGUGCUGGAGUUCGACAACGACCAAUGGCAAGGGCUGAAUCACCUGCCCGAUAUUGUGGGGCGCUGCGGCUCCCUCGCCUCCCAGUUCUCCGCUGAGCGGGGUGUGGACCUCGUGGGCUUGUCCCGUGAGGAGCUCUUCUGGCCGGUGCUGGCCAUUGGCAGCAAUGCGGGCCCCGAGCAGUUGCGAAGGAAGUACCCGCCGCAGGACUUCCCCGACUGCGUCAUACCGGUGGGUGGGUGGUCGGGUAAGGUGAUCCAAGUCGCCCUUGAAGACUUUGACGUCGUCUACACGCCGUACAUUGCCACCUACGGCUCCUGUACGGCGACCCUGGAGCACUCACCCGGCACCGUCACGUCCAUCUUCAUCACCUAUCUGACCGGGCCUCUGAUGCAGCGCAUGCACGCAACGGAGGGCGGCUACAACCUGUGCCGCCUGUCAGGGUUGCGGCUGCAUGUGGCUCCGAGGCCUGGUCCUGCGCCUGUAUACACGCCCGACAAGGGAGACAGCGGCGGUCUGUAUGGAGGAAAGGCAAGGGCCAACUCGGUUGCAGUGGAAACGGUGGACAAGCAGGUGGCGGCUCUCAGCAGCUUUGAGGUCCGCGAUUGGGUGUACCAAUACAACCACAAGCAGGGCUGCAUUAAGCUGCCGCUGGAGGGACUGGCAGGCAGCCCGGUCGCUAUUGCAGCUAUUCCGGCGAAACAGCGGAUAUUUCCGGCUGCGAACCAAGUGGAAAUGUUGUCUGCACUCAAAGCCCUCCUGGGACCAACCGAUGCGGGUUCCUUAGCAUCUGGUGAUGUAGUGACGUUGGUGUGUAUUUGA
This is a messenger RNA of Volvox carteri f. nagariensis, 1002 nucleotides long. RefSeq lists its product as uncharacterized. The transcript has 8 exons. The record is from RefSeq and is a predicted model, not a curated record. The coding region runs from base 1 to 1002 and encodes 333 amino acids. Lineage: Eukaryota; Viridiplantae; Chlorophyta; Chlorophyceae; Chlamydomonadales; Volvocaceae.